AUCUAUUUCUCACUUUGCUCCUUAUUUUUGUCAUUCGCAUUCUGUUUCUUUAUUGUAUUCUCAACUUAUAACUUUCAGUCUCCAUUAACUAUGGCUGAUGCACUACUGUCACUAGCUACUGAUCUCUUGAAGCAGUUGGGUACAAUCGCUGUUCAGCAGGCUCAACAAGAGAUAAACUUGAUUGUUGGCGUUGACGAAGAAAUCGAAAAGCUUUCUAACAGUUUCAAAAUCGUCCAGGCGUUGCUUAAUGAUGCUGAGGAGAGACAGUUGACGGAAGCAGCUGUGAAGCUUUGGUUAGAUCAGCUCAGAGACGUGUACUACAUGAUGGAUGACGUGUUGGACGAGUGGAACACUGCAAGGAUCAAAUCAGAAACUCAAAAGGAAGAAGAAAGAGCUGUGAUUAAUAACAAUCCUGCUGCCCUGAAGAAGAAGAAGGUACCAUGCUCAUUCUUCCCCUCUCUGUCAUGUUGUUUUCGUCAAGUAGAUAACCUUUCUCUGCGUCGUGAGAUUGGUCACAAAGUAGAAAACCUGAAACAAACAUUAGAUAACAUUCUAAAAGACAAAGUGACGUAUGGGUUUGACUUGACUAGGCAUUCACAUGUAGAAGUUGAGCGACCAACAACCACGUCGUUUGUGGAUGUGUCCGAUAUAAUUGGUCGUGAUAACUAUAGGGAUGAGCUGUUGAGCAACCUGUUAGGCGUGGGUAGUCAGGAAGAAAGAAAUCCUCGUGUCAUCUCCUUAGUGGGCAUGGGCGGUAUAGGAAAAUCCACUCUUGCCCAACUAGCCUACAAUCAUUCUAAGAUACAAGCCCAUUUUGAAGUAAAAAUAUGGAUUUGUGUCUCUGAUCCAUUUGAUCAGUGCAAGGUUGCCAAAGCAAUCAUUCAGGAGAUUGACCCUAAACACGAAUCCCUCAAUAAAGUUACUGAAUUUCAAACUCUAUUACGUGAAAUAAAUGAUUUAAUUGGGGAGAAGAGAUUCUUUCUUGUCCUAGAUGACGUGUGGACUGAUGACUUCACAAAGUGGGAGUCAUUUAGAAAGGUACUCAAAUGUGGUGCCCAAGGUAGUAGAAUUCUAGUCACCACACGAAAAAACAGAGUUGCAGAGAUGAUGGAGAGUUCCCACACGAUCAAUUUGGGGGUAUUGUCACUCGAUGACUGUUGGUUGAUGUUUAGUAAAAUAGCAUUUUCUAACAAAGAUAUACAUCAACGUAUGGAUCUAGAAGAGUUAGGCAAAAAACUAGCAAAUAAGUGCAAAGGCUUGCCACUAGCUGCAAAGACUCUCGGUAUUCACAUGCGUGGCAAGAGAAGUAAAGAAGAGUGGGAGAGGGUUUUGCACAAUAAUUUGUGGGAAGUAGAAGAUAUUGAAAAAGGUCUUUUGGGACCAUUGUUGUUGAGUUAUAAUGAAUUGUCCUUGUCAGAGAAACAAUGUUUCUUAUGUUGUGUUGUCUUUGAGAAAGAUCAUGAAUUCGAUAGACUCGAGUUAAUCGUCCAUUGGAUGGCACAAGGAUAUAUUAACUCAAAAGGAAACAUGGAGAUGGAAGAAAUAGCAGAAGAGUACUUUCAAAAAUUAGCCAUGUGUUCUUUUUUCCAAGAUUUUAAGAAAGAUGAGAAUGAUGGUAGAAUUGAAAGUUGCAAAAUGCAUGAUAUUGUGCAUGACUUUGCACAGUCAAUGACAAAAGAUGUAUGCUUGACAAGCAAAGGUGAUGAAGAGGUUAAUAUAAACUUUAAAAGGGCUCGACAGUUGUCAUUAGAAGUUAAAGAAAUAUUUCCCGAGUCUAUUUAUGAAGCGAAAAAUCUACGAUUUCUCAAAUUAGAUUUGAUGUCUUCUGAAAUUGUCCAACCCAAGUUAUUUGACAAUUUGACAUGUCUACGUACACUACAUUUGGAAGGUCGAUCCAUUCUAGAACUUCCAAAUGAGGUGGAAAAAUUGACUCAUUUAAGAUUACUCAAGUUAUCUUGUCAAGAGAUAGAAGAAUUGCCUGAAAGUAUAUGUAAUUUAUGUAAUUUACAAAGUUUGGAUGUUAGUUGGUGCUGGGCACUAGAGAAAUUACCUCAGGGGAUAGGUAAACUAAUUAAUUUAAGACACCUCCUCCUGGAGGAUGAAGCUUUGGCAGAAUUUAGAAUAAAAUCGUUUCCGAAGGGAAUUGGGAGAUUAACUUGUCUUAAAACAUUAACAUACUUUCCUGUAGGUGGUAAGGGCGAAGAAAUAUGUAAAUCAGGAGAAUUAGAACAUUUGAACCACAUUCAAGGGAAACUUCAAAUAGUAGGGUUGAGUAAUGUGGUAGAUUUUGGUGCGAUCGAGAAUACAUUGAAGAAGAAGAAAGACCUCCGUGAUUUGGUGCUACGUUUUAACACAUUAGGGGUACAUCUAGUAGUUUACGCAUUAAAGCAAGAGGAAGAGACAGAGGAAGAAAGAAGAGGAAGAAAAAUGGAGAAAGAUGUAGCCAUUCUAAAUGCCUUAGAGCCACCUCCCCGCUUGGAAAAUUUAGCAAUUGGUUUUUCCUAUAAAGGCACCACAAUGUGUCCUAAUUGGAUGAUGUCCAAAUUGACCUAUUUGAAAACACUCGCUCUCGGACAUUGCCCAAACCUAGAGCAGUUGCCUCCUUUGGGGAAGCUGCCGUUGCUCGAAGUAUUACUAAUAAGUGAAGCUCCAAUGAUUCGAAAGGCUAAAGGCUCUGCCAGACUACCUGCAUAA
Messenger RNA from Quercus lobata, 2694 nucleotides. RefSeq names its product putative disease resistance protein RGA3. Gene Ontology annotation, molecular function: ADP binding. NCBI's taxonomy places the organism in Eukaryota, Viridiplantae, Streptophyta, Magnoliopsida, Fagales, Fagaceae. The coding region runs from base 91 to 2694 and encodes 867 amino acids. The transcript has 2 exons. The record is from RefSeq and is a predicted model, not a curated record.